Messenger RNA from Mytilus californianus (California mussel), 3096 nucleotides. RefSeq names its product gigasin-2-like. Bases 98 to 1267 code for a protein of 389 amino acids. The record is from RefSeq and is a predicted model, not a curated record. The transcript has 11 exons. NCBI's taxonomy places the organism in Eukaryota, Metazoa, Mollusca, Bivalvia, Mytilida, Mytilidae.
AUAAGUAAUAAGUACACUUCCCUCUUUCUUACAAUAACACUAGGUAGUUCCAGGAGAAAAUAACAAAUCAAACAGACAUCUGCAUGGUUUCAGCAAAAUGAAUAUUUUAACCAAGUUAACAGUUUUUCUGCUUAUGUGCAGUGUAACAGCAAAAUAUAACUGUAAGAUGGACGGUUGUCAAAAUGGAGGAAAUUGCACUUACUUUGGAAACUGUGAAUGUACACAUGGUUUCGUUGGAUACGACUGUGGCGUUCAGAUGGCUUUAAGAAGUUUUGGACCUAGUUGUUCGAUUAAGUGCAUGAACGGUGGAACGUGUUACAACACAAACAUGUGUUACUGUACUGAGUCAUUUCACGGCAAUCGUUGUCAAUAUCAAAAAGAAAACGUUCAGUGUGGAUUAGAAGGAAUACAGAUUACAAUUAUGACAUCAACGAAAUUCCAAGGGGAGAUUACAACAAAACCUAACAGCACAGGAUGUCAGUUUAGGAGUUUCUUGACUUCGAACUCGACUUCACUACGAUCAUUCAGACUGAUAACUCCAUUAUCACUACAAACAACAAACCCAUGUCAUAGAGCAAUAAAUAGGACGGUUACUCCUGAUAAAGUGACAUAUUCCAUAGAUGUAGCCGUCUCAGAGAAGGAAGGAGUAUACAACCCUCUGCGAGAUAGAAUUGUCAACUUUAAAUGUGUUUAUCCAAGAAGGAUAGGUGAAGGUACAACGCAAGAUAAUACACAGUCAUAUACUCCAGUGGAACUACUAUAUCUGAAUACUAGGCUGCAGCCUCUUACCCAAGGAGUUCAAGAAGGGGAUGUCUUCUUUAUAGAUUUUACACCUACCACAGAAUCAGGAAAUAUAUUUGAACCUGAAAGCUAUUGCAAUUAUCAACGUAAGCAUACAAACAAGGUUAAAGGAUCAAAUGGUUUACAAGUGAUGAGUAUGGAAGCAUUUAGUGUACACAAUGGUAAAGUCACCACGUUCAAGAUGAUAGAAAAAGGAUGUAUUUUACCGACAGCUGAAUCUCGUGUGAAAUCGAUGAAUGUGGUGGAAGGCAAGCGUCCAAAUGGAGACCGUAUUUUCAAAACAAGAAUUGAAAUGACGGCUUUUUCAUUGUACGGAAACAGCUACCUCCACUUCAACUAUGACCUGAAAUUUUGUCCGGAAGCUUGUCCUGAGAUAAGAUGUGUCAAGCGACAACGCGUACAACCGACUCAGCAUCAUCAGCAAAAUUUCCAUUUUGGAGGACCUGGUUUGAACAUCGUAAUUUGAUGUUUGUCUAGAGAAAAGAGAUACGAGUUUGGAAACGAAACGCAAAAUAUUGAUAUCACGAGUAGUUGUAUCUAGUUCCAGAAUACUACAACAACUUUCUUGUCCUCUGACAUCUAUAUCACACAUAUUUCCAUCGUUUCAUUUGAUCUCAUGUCGUCUACCAUAAUAAUAUUAUGUCUCAAGUUUCGCUAAUAAUUCUGCUUUAAAAUGGACUUGUAUCUGAAAGAUGAAGACAUAUUUUAACUAUUAUAUUAUAUUUAUUGCCACCAAUACAUUUAUAUGAUUUGGGAAAAGAAACACAAAAUCUUGAUACCACGAGCAGUUGUAUUUAGUUCCAGAAUACUACAAAAACGAUCUUCGUCCUCUGACAUCUAUAUCACACUUAUUUCCAUCGUAUCUAGUAUUUUGUUUGACUAAAUUAUACUUUCAGUUUUCAUUUAUCUUAUAUUAGUAUUUUUUUCUUUCAACCACUUGUCAGUUUCAAUCACUCUAAAUGUCCCCUCCUUAAAAAUUAAUUGUAUGUCGCUUCAAAUAAAUACCUAUAUAUAUCAUAACUUAAAUAGUCAUAUUGAAAACAAAUAAGGCAAAAUACUUUUAGAGGUCAGCAUACGAUUAAAACGUCUUUUGUUAUAACAAUUUUCUCCACUGUUUUACUAAGCAGUUUCAAAUUACAAAAUGGAUAUUAUCAUUUUUUGUUUUAACUUUGUACACUUUUGCACUAUACACAUUAAGGUUUCAUACACAUUCUCUAUUGAAAUAUAACGUUAAUAAAAAGUGUACUAUCAUUUCUUACAUAAAAAAAAGUAUGCACCUGUUUGUUAGAAAGGCUUUUUAUUUCAUCCUAUACACACUUCACGGAGCUGUCACGACUCAGACUUUAAGUCCCAGUUUUGGUUAAACAUUUGCUUGAUUUAAAUACAUUUUAUCAUAUUCUGAUUUUUAUCCAAUAUAUAUAUAACACAAAGUAGCAACAUAUCGAAAUUGAUUUGGUUCACCAUAUACACAUUCUGAAAAUUUGAUUAAGUGGUGCUGAAAACCAUUAGAAAUUCAAAAGUAUCAAAUGUUGAAGAGCAAAAUAUGACCGUGUAGGAGAAGGAGAUCAAUAUAAACUGUCCAACAAAUGUGCAAAUUGUUAAGAUAUUUUGCUCGUACUGGCAAUCGGGCUUUGUAGAAGGUCUGAGACCAUUAAAUCUAUGCUUUUUAAAAAAAGAAAUAUAAAAAAAAAUCUCUUUAAGCCAAAGACAAUAUUGUAUAAAAACCAUUGGAAACGUGCCGAUUCAAAAGGGAAGACUUAAUGAUCAUCAAAAUAUUUACUAAAAAAAUCAUUAAACAUCAUUUCACGCCAAUGUUGACAAAACCUCGUCUGUUUUCCUCCAUUUACAGGUAUUAUAGAAGAUGUAUAAAUUGAUAUCAGAUGGUUAUUGUUAGAAUGAUUGCCCUGUUUACUCUGAAUUAUACUUACCAGUGCAAAUUACUUAUUCGUUUUAACUCUUUUUUUAUAUAUUUUGCUAUAUUUCUUAAUACUGCAAUAACACUAAUAAAAGAUUAUGCUACCCAAAAAACGACCGAUUCUUUGAACCUUUUGAGUGCGAUGAAAGUUAUUGUUUUCUGUGUAUUUCCUAUGGAAAUACAAGGCACUUUAGCUAGCGCAGUGACUGUCUUGUCUUUUCCGUUUUCGGAUUUCAACUAGGUAAUGAUACAUUCUAAAUGAUGUGUUCGGGUUUAUAACAACAGAAGAAGAAAAAGAAAUAAACUAUUUAGUAUACAAUAUUAAGGUUCUUGUUAUUGUGAUGUCAUUUUUAUAGGAAUUAAAAACCCAUUACAAGUAA